CCCAACCUACUACGACGGGUUCCUUGAUGAAGACGACGACGCCGGGUUUUUCGAUAGCUCCGACGCCUCUGAAGACGAUAACGACAGGGCCACCUCUGACGAUGCUCCAGUGGGCGCUAUCGUCGGUGGAGCAGUCGGGGGGACGGCUUUUUUGGCGGCUGCCGCCGUAUUGGGGUGCUUGUUCGUCACGGGUCGCCUCAAGUGCUCCAAGUGCAGCAGCUCCUCAGACCCUCCAGCAGCUCCUACCCCUGCUGGUGACGGUACUACCCGAGCGGCGACCAAGGCAUACCCUGCGCCUGUGGCUGCUGGUGGUGGUGCUCCUGCUGGUCCGCGUAGUGAUUUUUCUCCUCCUCCUUCUUUUGCUGGUGACGGUUCUGCAGGAACGGCGACCAGGACAUACCCUGCGCCUGUGGCCUCGGCUGCCGGGGCUCCUGCCGGCUCGCGUCACGAUCUUCCUCCUCCUCCUGCAUCGUUAGCCCCUGCUGGUGACCGCUCAGCCCAAAUGGCGACCGAGACAGUUCCUGAGCCUACGGCCUCUGCUGCUGCUCCUGCCGCUCCCGCUGGUGAUCUUCUUCCUCCUCCUGCAUAUGGUAGUUAUGAUCACGACGCGACGACCCCUGCAGCCCUUCCGCCACCUUAUGGCCAUCCGGUCAACCAGUAUCCCCAACCGAUAUGAGUUUUCGCUCGGGUUUCUCUACGGGAUUACACCAAAGAUGUACUUUGAUUUGAUUGGCAGGCCGCUGACAGCAGGGGGAGGCGUGGGAUGACAACGGGGCGCGUCGCUUGUGGGGGGGCUCUGGUUGGCCAGCAGAGGUAUUCCAUACUCUCUGGGGUGUACGUAUGUUUGAAGAGUGUCGUCUACGACGGGUGUGGAAACUGCAAAUACAGUUUUUGGAUCCUGGUCGGAUGCAUAGUGUAAGUAAGCACCUUUUGGCCUACCUGUCAGCCGGUGUCCUACAUGGUAAUCGUUCCGGCUGUCCGGGCUGAGAACGUCAGUUAUGUCAAUUUUGCCUCGUGUUUGUGUUAUUUUCCUUUCGUGUUCGCCUCCUUUGCACGAGGAGUUAGGGUCGUGGCGCCGAGCAUACAUGCAUGCGUAGGUCGAAGUGCUCCCCAUCCUUGGUCAAUACCCGAUCUUCGGUCCGCGCUUUGUA
Molecule: messenger RNA, 1151 nt
Organism: Ectocarpus siliculosus
Lineage: Eukaryota; Phaeophyceae; Ectocarpales; Ectocarpaceae
Source: the annotation of a GenBank genome assembly